Molecule: messenger RNA, 3696 nt
Organism: Polychytrium aggregatum
Lineage: Eukaryota; Fungi; Chytridiomycota; Chytridiomycetes; Polychytriales
Product: importin subunit beta-3
Exons: 14
Coding region: 171-3458 (1095 amino acids)
Biological process (GO): protein import into nucleus
Cellular component (GO): nucleus; cytoplasm
Molecular function (GO): nuclear import signal receptor activity; protein binding
Source: RefSeq, a predicted model, not a curated record
GGAGCGCAUCGUCCACUCCAGGAAUAGCGAUCUCUGGACUCGGCCCACCCUGACCGUCUUGCCUCUGGUCCUCACUAGCUCUUCUCCGGCACCUCGCACCUUUUUCCUGGCAACCUCUUUGCCCACCGCUUUGCUUUUGGCUUCCCACCCCACCUUUCGCUUCGCCUGCCAUGUCUCAUACUCCCGAACACCUCAUCAACGUCCUGCAGCACCUGCAGACUGCAGACAACACCGUGCGUUCUCACGCUGAAGAUGAGCUCAACACUCUCGUCAACCACAACCCCGACUUUGUCAUCACCACUCUGGCCCAGUUGUCGGUCCAGCAUCCCGACCAGCAGCUGCGUGCCUAUACCGCCGUCCUUUUCCGACGCAUCGCUCUCCGAAACCGCAAGAUCGACGACAGCACCCAAGUGGCUGCCGAUGCCGACUUGUCCGUCUGGGCUGUUCUUUCGCCCUCCAUCCAGGCCGGAUGCAAGACCCUCCUUCUCCAGUCUCUCUCCUCAGAGUCCGUCGCCGUUGUCCGCAACAAGAUCUGCGAUACCAUCAGCGAGCUUGCCAAGCACCUCUUCACAAUGCAAGAAUCGUGGCCUGAGCUGCUUGGCGCCGUUUUCGAAUGCACCAAGUCUCCCUCGGCCGACCACCGGGACAGCGCCCUUCGCAUCAUCAGCUCGGUCCCGUCUCUUAUUACUGAACAGGACCCCAGCGGUGUUGCUCACGUUUUUGCUGCAUCUCUCCAGGACGGUGUUCUGAACAUCCGUGCCUCUGCCUUGAAGGCCAUUGUCAGCUACAUGGUCUCUGCCAACAAGGCCGGACGCAGCGCUGUUCAGCCCCUGAUCCCCCAGCUUUUGUCGACCAUUCCCGAGAUCCUCAACCAGGAUGAGGUCCAAGCCAUGGACUGUUUCAGCUGCCUGAUCGAACUUGCGGAGAGCUAUCCAAAGACCUUCCGCUCCGUUAUGCCCCAACUUGUUCAGCUACUUGUCGGCAUUCUGAAGAACAAGAGCAUCGAGGCUUCCACCCGCCAUACCGCCCUCGAGAUUCUCAUCACCAUUGGCGAAUACGCCCCCGCCAUGGUUCGCAAGUUCCCUGAGUAUGCCAGUACUCUGAUUCCCAUCAUGCUGGAGUGGAUGGCGGACCUUGAGGAUGAGCCCUCCUGGUACACCACCGACGUUCUCGAGGACGACGACAACGAAGAAGACUAUGUCGUUGGCGAGCAGACUAUGGACAGACUGGCUCGAAACCUUGGUGGAGCGUCCGUGCUUCCUGUGACCUUCAAUGUCCUGUCUGCCAUGCUGGGUGCCCAGGAGUGGCAGCGCCGUCAUGCUGCCCUCAUGGCCAUCUCGGCCAUUGGAGAAGGCUGCAAGAAGCAGAUGGAAGCCGACCUGAAGCGUGUUGUUGACCUCGUUGUUCCCUAUACGCGCGAUCCCCAUCCCCGGGUGCGAUACGCCGCUCUGAACACCAUUGGUCAACUGUCGACCGACUUUGCACCCCUCAUCCAGAGCGACUACCAUCACGUCGUCCUCGAGAGCCUCGCCACAUGCAUGGACGAUGCUCAGUAUCCCCGUGUCCAGGCCCACGCUGCUGCGGCCCUCGUCAAUUUCUCGGAGGAGGCCGAGAAGGACGUUAUGGCGCCUUACCUGGACCACCUUUUCCCGCGCCUUCUGACCCUCCUGGACAAGGGCAAGACAUAUGUUCAGGAACAGGCCAUCACCUCGAUGGCCACCGUGGCCGAGAGCGCCAAGGACAAGUUUGCUGCCUACUACAACAGCAUCAUGCCCCUGCUUUUGAACGUCAUGAAGCACGCUACCACCAAGGAGUUCCGCCUGCUCCGUGGCAAGGCCAUGGAGUGUGCCAGUCUGGUUGCGCUUGCUGUCGGCAAGGAUGUGUUCCUGCCCCAUGCUAGCGAGUUUAUCGAGAUCCUGCGAGUCACUCAGCAAUCCAUCACCGAUUCCGACGACCCCCAGGCCGGUUAUCUCCCUCCGGCUUGGGCCCGUGUCUGCAAAGUUCUUGGCCAAGACUUCCUGCCCUUCUUGGAUAUUGUCAUGCCUCCGGUUCUGGAGGGCGCCAAGCUCAAGCCCGACUUUGCUGUUCUUGAUGUCGAAGAUGAUAUCGAGGAGAAAUUUGGCGAUGAAGAGGGCUGGGAGUUCCUCCAGAUGGAGGGCCAGCGUGUUGGAAUCAAAACCAGUGUUCUUGACGACAAGUGUACCUCGGUCGAAAUGCUUGUCUCGUACGCUGCCGAGCUCGGUGCUGGCUUCCACACCUACGUGCCGCAGGUCAUGGAGAUUGUCCUCCCUCUGGUGACCUUCUACUUCCACGAUGGUGUCCGUGAGGCUGCCGCCGCCUGCAUCACCCAGCUGAUCCUCUCAUGGAAGAAAGCCAACUAUCCCCAGGACCAGAUCUUGGCGCUUUGGCACAAGGUCCUCGCCAAGACCCUCGAAACCAUGAAAGACGAAGCUGACCCCGUCUUCCUGGCGAACCUCUAUGCGUCGUUCUACGAGUCGCUCGAGGCCGUCGGUCCCAUGAGCAUGACUGCCGAUCAGCUCGCAUUGUUCAUCAACGGUGCCCAGUACCAGCUCCUGCAGUAUUUCGAGCGUAACAAGGAGCGUGCUGAGCGCCGUAAGGAUGCUGAUCACGAUGAAGAGGACGAAGAAACCCUCCUCGAGAACGAAGAAGAUGAUGACAUUUUGCUGAGCGAGCUCUCUCGCGCCAUCCACGAAAUCUUCAAGCAGCACGGCCAGGCCUUCCUGCCCUACUUUGAAAUCAUCAUCCCGAUCGUGAACAACUUUUUGGUCAACAGCGAUUCGAGCGCUCGCCAGUGGGCCAUCUGCGUCUACGACGACCUGAUUGAGUUCACGGGUCCGGCCUCGUGGGUCUAUCAUACCCAUUUCCUUUCGGCCUUGUCUAACGCUCUCGGCGACAAGUCCUCGGACGUCCGUCAGGCCGCCGCCUACGGUGUCGGCGUUAUGGCCCAGUUUGGCGGCGAGAGCUUUGCUCAAACCUGCUGCCAGGCCCUGAACGCCCUCUUUGGGAUCGUCAACGCCUCCGAUGCUCGCUCGGAAGCGAACGUUGUUGCCACCGAGAACGCCAUCUCCGCCAUUGGCAAGAUUUGCCACUUCCAUGGACAACACUUUGAUGUCAACACCGCUCUCGCCCACUGGUUCCAGGCGCUGCCCAUUGUCCAUGAUGAGGACGAGGCCCCACAUACAUACACUUAUCUCCUGGAUCUCCUUGAGGGGAACCAUCCCGCCAUCCUUGGCGAGGGACACGCCAACCUGCCCAAGCUCGUUCCGAUGUUCGCCCAGGUCCUGAUGGCCGGAAUCCUCUCGGCUGAGCUCGAGCCCCGCAUGUCCAACUCGAUCCGUGUUAUCCUUACCCAGUGCGACGAUGCCACCAAGGGCGCUCUCUGGCAAAGCCUGACCGACGCUCAGCGACAGUUUUUGCAGCAAAAGGGAUUUGUGUAAGCCGGUGCAGCGACGCCAUCCCUCUAUAUAGAACCCCUCUGCUCGAUCCCGCAUGACUUGUUGCUGUGAUUUAUGUGAUCCGGACGCACACUUGCCGACGAAUCGUUUACGUGCAUUUCCUUUAGCGUAUUCAUUGUGGCCACCAGAAUGAAAUGGUACACACCCCGUUGUUGCUUUGUCAGUCGCUCUUUCUGGAGCGGAAUACAACUUUUCCAAGCGCCAACGGUGCCGCCCAGAA